Messenger RNA from Populus trichocarpa (black cottonwood), 3781 nucleotides. RefSeq names its product formin-like protein 2. The transcript has 4 exons. Gene Ontology annotation, molecular function: actin filament binding. The coding region runs from base 611 to 3499 and encodes 962 amino acids. Gene Ontology annotation, biological process: actin cytoskeleton organization; actin nucleation. NCBI's taxonomy places the organism in Eukaryota, Viridiplantae, Streptophyta, Magnoliopsida, Malpighiales, Salicaceae. The record is from RefSeq and is a predicted model, not a curated record.
AAAAAAAAAAAGUGAAAAUGAAAAGGCUAUAAUGGGGUUUGUGCUGCUGUUUUGUCUUGAAAUUCCAAACUACCAUUCCAAUUUCCUCCUACUGCUCCCUCCUUUCCCCACCAUGUAGUAGAAGUACCCUCUCUCGCGCUCUCCCUCUCCUUGAUUCUCCCACACAGUGAGUGAGGACAUUCUCUUCUUGGACCUCACGUUUUCUGAACUGUGUGAGUGUCUUGUUUCUGCAACAGUGUUCCAAUCUCAAGUUCAAGAACUUGCCCGUCUGUCUAGCUUCUUGAGUCACAAGCUGUUUCUGUCUAUCAAGAAGCACUGUGCUCUCAGUCUUCUUCACUCUUUCUACCUGCCUGCCUGCUCUUCUGUGUGGAGAAUCCCAAUCCAAGAACUGAACUUUCUUCACUGUCUCCCACAACAAUACCUCAAGGUUAAUGCUUUGUUUCUUGUUCUCUCUACAAUUUCAAGCCUUCCCUCUCCCUCUCUCAUUGGCCCACGACCCCCACCACAUUAACUUCGUUUCUUUCUUAAUCUUGCUACUUCUCUGGUUUUAGAGAGAGAGAGAGAGAGAGAGAGACAUAACAUCGUGUGUGUCUAAGUGCGUCUUUACUUUAUGUUUAAUUACCUUCAAAAACAUACAUUGAUGGCCACUACUACUAGUGCUAGUGUUACAGUAAAUAUUAUCCUCCUCCACCUCCUCCUCCAUCUUCACUUCACUACCACAACCUCCACCACUCACCACCGACACCUCCUCCACCAACCCUUUAUCCCAUUAACCCCCUCCAUUACACCAACACAGCCUCCCUCCUCGUCUCCUCAACCCCAACCCAAAUAUCCUUUCACCGCCACCCCCAGCAACAACAACAACAGCAACCACAGUAACCCACAAAAGCCCUUCUUCCCUACCCUCCCUUCACCUCCACCACCUCCUCCUUCCGCUCCCACCCUAUCAACUUUCCCUGCUAACAUCUCCUCCCUCCUUCUCCCCCACCAAUCCUCCUCUCCUCACCACAACCUCAUUAUUGCAAUUUCCAUCUCCCUCUCCCUCCUUUUUGCUGCCCUCUUAGCCUUAUUUUCAGCCUUCUUCAUCUAUUCUCGCAGAAAAACCCAGCCUUUUAGCCCUCAAAAGGGUUCAAGAUCAGAAAAUCUCCGCCUUUAUCCUCAGAACACUAUCCCUUCAGAUGGUUCUCCUAAACCUCCGAAGCUCCCACACCGUCCUGGUGUUGUAAGCACAAGCUCAGAGUUCCUUUACUUGGGCACAUUAGUGAACUCUCGAGCUGGCAUUGAUGAUCCAGACAAGCUAACUUCAUCCAACAAUACUGGUCUUAAGAUUGGUGUUUCCUCGUCAUCUUCUUCACAGUAUCAAAAACUUGGGUCUCCUGAGCUGAGACCGUUGCCUCCAUUGCCUAGACAUAAUUACACACCAACUUAUAGAAGUGGUGAAGUUCUUGUUAGUUCUAGUAAAGAAGAAGAUGAAGUUGAUAGAGAUACUGACGAGGAAGAAGAGUUCUUUUCACCAAGAGGGUCUUCUGGAAGGAAAGAGACUAGUCAUGAGAGUCCAGUUCGUGUUGAUUCAAGUUCUAGAAGAGAGAUUCAAGGAGAGGUUUUUGGGUCUAGAAGUUUUAAUUCAAGGACUGCUUCAUAUCCAGAAUCAAACUUUUGUUCUCCAUCAAAAUCUGUGUCCAGCAGUGUGUCUCCAGUAUCGAAUUCUAGCCUUAGAAGCGGAGAAUCUAAGUCUCCUGAAACUAUAAUCAGUUUUCCUGCUCCGGUUCAGUCCAUUAAGCGAUCCUCGCCACCCAUUUCUUCAUCAUCAUCAGGGAGAGAUUCAGGGGAGAUGCAGAGUUCUUUGGAGCGAAAUCUGGAUUUUUCGGGACAGAAUGAGCAGGUUCCAGUGAGGAUAGAGAGUGCUAGUAAACAAUUUGUGCCAGUAAAACUGCCACCACCGCCUCCACCACCUCCACCACCACGGUUUUGGGAGAUGCCAAUGGGGGUUAGAGUGACUCGGGAAAUGAAUUUGGGGAGUUCAGGGCCUCCAGUUCUCGUUACGCCUACAAGGUCUGUUUUAGUUCAAAAUCAUGCAAUGCCAGUUUUUGCCAAUGAGCAAAUGCAAAGCAAAGGUAGUGUUGAGAGGAAUGAGGAGAGUAUGAAACCAAAGUUGAAGCCUUUACAUUGGGAUAAAGUUAGAGCAAGCUCGGAUCGGGCUAUGGUGUGGGAUCAGAUAAAAUCUAGCUCUUUUCAGUUGAAUGAGGAAAUGAUUGAGACACUUUUUACGGUGAAUAAUUCAAAUUUUAACGUGAAGGAUCACAAUGGAAGGCGGCUAUCUCUUCCAUUGCUGAACCAGGAGAAUACAGUACUUGAUCCAAAGAAGUCCCAGAAUAUUGCAAUAUUGUUGAGGGCUCUUAAUGUGACCAUUGAAGAAGUCUGUGAAGCCCUUUUGGAAGGCAAUUCAGAUACUCUGGGAACAGAACUUCUUGAAAGUCUAUCAAAGAUGGCUCCGACUAAAGAAGAAGAAUGCAAACUAAAAGACUUCAAGGAUGAAUCACCGUUCAAGCUAGGCCCUGCUGAGAAAUUUCUCAAGGAAGUGCUUGAUGUUCCUUUUGCAUUCAAGAGGGUUGAUGCAAUGCUUUAUAUUGCGAGUUUUGAUUCAGAAAUUGAGUACCUGCGAAGGUCUUUUGAAACACUGGAGGCAGCUUGUGAGGAAUUGAAGAACAGCAGAAUGUUCUUGAAACUUCUAGAAGCAGUGCUCAAGACUGGGAACCGCAUGAAUGUUGGCACCAAUCGCGGCGAUGCCCAAGCCUUCAAGCUUGACACACUCCUGAAGCUUGUUGAUAUUAAAGGCACUGAUGGGAAAACCACACUCUUGCAUUUUGUUGUUCAGGAAAUCAUCAGGUCUGAAGGUUCUCGUCUUUGUGGUACAAACCAGGAUCAAACAGCUCAGAAAACUCAACAAUCAGCAUUCCAAGAUGAAGUUCAGUUUAGGAAGCUUGGUUUGCAAGUGGUUUCAGGUUUGAGUGGAGAGCUUACCAAUGUAAAGAAAUCCGCUGCAAUGGAUUCAGAUGUGCUUUGCAGUGAAGUUGCAAAACUUGCCGCUGGAAUGACAAAAAUUACAGAAGUUCUGAAACUAAAUGAAGAAAUUGUGUUGAAGGAGAGUAGCUGGAAGUUCUCAGAGUCCAUGAAUGGGUUCAUGAAGAAGGCAGAGGAAGAAAUUGUAAGGCUUCAAGCACAGGAAAAGGCUGCUCUCUCUCUGGUGAAGGAAAUAACUGAGUAUUUCCAUGGGAACUCGGCUAAGGUAGAAGCUCGCCCAUUCUGGAUUUUUAUGGUGGUGAGGGAUUUUAUUUCCAUUCUCGAUCAUGUAUGCAAAGAGGUUGGAAAGAUCAAUGAAAGAACCAUAUACAGUUCAGUCCGUCCCAUGCCUUUAAAUCCAACACUUGCACCAGUUUUUCCAGGACUUGUUGGAAGGCUUCACGAUGGUUCUUCUGACGAUGAAACUCCAUCAUCUUGAUAAGUCUAACUCCGGGUGAUUCUGUGGAAUCUCACUGGGAUGCUUACCUGAAAUUGGUGGUGCUGGCAGCAGGCUGUUUGAAUUGAGUUUCUGCAUCUAGCCAUUACCCUUUUUUAGGUUGGCCACAUGUUUUGUAUCUAAACAUAUGCUUUACAAGAUUUUGGAUUUGUCUACUUUGUAUGUAACAUACCGAAGGGAUUAUGUCAGGUAAUAAUGUAGUCAAGUCAGAAUAGUCGGAUCUAUCAUGUAAAUUAGAAGCUGAAAGCAUGGUCAAAUUUUUCA